CGAAAGACUCAAUUUUAAAAAAGAAAAAAAAAGAAGAUUAGAGAGGAAAGGAGAGGAGACGAAACCUUAUCGGUGGUGAUGGGCCAAGCGCCGUCGUCUACUACGGAAUCGAACGGAAGAGAGGUAGUAGUAGAUCUCAGGCUAUGGUCUGUGUCUCCGGCGAUUGUUUGCGGUGGUGGUGGUGGAGAAUCGAUGGAUGCGGGGAAAAGCGAUCGCGAUUUCACUCUAGAUCUACCAGACGAGUGCUUAGCUCACGUGUUUCAGUACCUCGGAGCCGGAGAUCGGAAACGAUGCUCUCUCGUUUGCAAACGGUGGCUGUUCGUCGACGGUCAGAACCGUCACCGUUUAUCUCUCGACGCUAGAGCCGAGAUCUCCUCGUUUUUGACGUCCAUGUUCAACCGGUUCGAUUCCGUUACGAAGCUCGCUCUCCGGUGCGAUCGGAAGUCCGUUAGCUUGAGCGAUGAAGCUUUGGUGGUGAUCUCCGUUCGUUGUUUGAAUCUGACGCGCGUGAAGCUUCGCGGUUGCCGAGAGAUCACGGAUCUGGGGAUGGUGGAGUUCGCUAAGAACUGUGGGAAUCUGAAGAAGCUUUCUGUCGGAUCUUGCAACUUCGGAGCGAAGGGAGUCAACGCGAUGCUCGAGCAUUGCAAGCUUCUUGAGGAGCUGUCGGUGAAGAGGCUGAGAGGGAUUCACGAAGCGGCUGGGUUGAUUCAUUUGCCUUCGUCUUCUUCGCUUAGAUCUAUUUGCUUGAAGGAGCUUGUUAACGGUCAGGUGUUUGAGCCUUUGGUUGCUGGUACUAGGACGCUGAAGACGCUCAAGAUUAUACGUUGUUUGGGUGAUUGGGAUAAGGUUUUACAGAUGAUCGGUGAAGGAGAGAGUUCGUUGAGUGAGAUUCACCUGGAGAGGCUCCAAGUGAGUGACUUUGGGCUUUCCGCGGUGUCGAAAUGCUCAAAGGUUGAGACUUUGCAUAUAGUGAAGACACCGGAGUGCUCCAACUUUGGUUUGAUCGAUGUCGCCGAGAGAUGCAAGCUGCUGAGGAAGCUUCAUAUAGAUGGUUGGAGGACUAAUAAGAUUGGCGACGAAGGUCUGCUGGCUGUAGCUAGGCACUGCUUGAACUUGCAAGAGCUAGUGCUGAUCGGUGUGAACGCAACGCACAAGAGUAUAUCAGCCAUUGCUUCGAACUGCGAGAAACUCGAGAGGCUAGCGCUAUGCGGGAGUGGAACGAUAGGGGAUACGGAGAUCGCUUGCAUCGCUAAGAAAUGCGGGGCGUUGAGGAAGUUCUGUAUCAAAGGAUGUGCGGUUUCGGAUCUAGGGAUCGAGGCGCUAGCUGCUGGGUGUCCUAACCUGGUGAAGCUGAAGGUGAAGAAAUGUAAAGUGGUGACUGGAGAGAUUGGAGAGUGGCUUAGGGAACAGAGGAGGACGCUUGUGGUGAGUAUGGAUGGUGAUGAAACGGAAGCAGCGGUUGCGGUUGAUGGUGAGAGUGAAGCAGCGGUGGAGGAGCCGAGGGUGGGUCAAGCGGGGGAGAUUGUUGGUUCAGGUAAUGGUGGUGGUGGUGGCGGUAGCGGAAACAAUGGAGGAAGUAGAUUAGCGACGAUUAGGUCAAAGUUUGGGUUCUUUGCUGGAAGGAACUUAGUAAGUUGCAGAUUCAGGAGGUGGUCUCAUCCUAAUAAUGACAAUGGUUCUAGUUCUACUUGAUCAGCUAUUACAAGUCCCCUAUAAAACGAAAAUUGUCAAAAAAAGCUUUUCUGCCUUCCUGUUUUGAUUUCUGUUUGUCUGUAAUCCUAUUUCAUGUGUGUGUGUGUGUGAAAGAAGAAGACUUUGUCAAUUAGAAAAGUCCAUUCCAAGGAAGAAUGUUAUUUGUUUUUC
Molecule: messenger RNA, 1863 nt
Organism: Raphanus sativus (radish)
Lineage: Eukaryota; Viridiplantae; Streptophyta; Magnoliopsida; Brassicales; Brassicaceae
Product: F-box protein SKIP2
Exons: 1
Coding region: 79-1692 (537 amino acids)
Biological process (GO): SCF-dependent proteasomal ubiquitin-dependent protein catabolic process
Cellular component (GO): SCF ubiquitin ligase complex
Molecular function (GO): protein binding
Source: RefSeq, a predicted model, not a curated record